UCAGGUCAGGGAAAGAAAGAGAAGGAGCUUCGUUCAGUGAUGUUGGCAAUGGCGCGCGUAGGCAGCACUCUCUUCACUUCCACAGCUUUGGCCCCAAAUCUCGCCGUGAAACAACCCAAGCGGAGUCCGCCACCAGUGAGGUGCUCGUCGUUCUCGCCGCCGUCCACUUGGCGGGAGAGUCGACGAUUGGUCUCCAUCUCCAUUCUUCUCUCUCCCUUGCUCCUUAUCCCUAAUCACGCCAUUGCAGCUAGCUUUAUGGAUAAAUAUGUGAAAAGGAAAAAGCUUGAUCCUUUGGAGGCUUAUGUACCAGCUGUUAUAUUGAGCCAAUUUCAAAUCAGGGACUUGGAAAAAACAUUGGAAGCAGAUGAACCUCAGUAUGAUUCUUGUCGAUCUCUACUUCGUUCUGGCCCUGCUGGGUCGCUUCGCAUAAAUAUUCGUGCGGUAGCACAAUAUGCUUCAGAAAGUGGAAAUGGUAAAACUGCUUCUGACGACGUUGAUCAAUGUCUCAGGGCAUUGGAGGAACUCGACUCCUUACUUCUGCACGCCUCAAGAAAAGACCCAGGAGCUUCAGUCAAGUCAAUGAAGGCACAGAUUAUCGUUGCUCUUGAUUCACUGGAAGGGCUCCUCAAAACUGUGCCUCCAGAUGUGUUGGAUAAAGGGAAAGCCAUUGCAGAUUCUUAUAGGAACUUAGAUGAAGAACCAGAUAGUCAGGUCAUCGACCCGGAAUUGAAGCAGCUCGAAUCAAUUUUGUGAAUUUGUAAGUGAAGAUUGACCUAUUGUACAUGAAAUACAGUCUUUAAUAUCUGUUCAAAACCAAACUACCUAUGGCUCGUGAGAGUUUUUUUCCUAUAAAUAUAUAUAUAUAUAUAUAUAUUUGUAUUGUAUUAUGCAUGCAUUUUCCCAAGCUGUUACAUUCUACCCAACACUCUCUCUGUGUACAUAUAGUUAUAAUUUAUAGAUGAAUUUUCCACGUGUUUUUUGUCUUA
Humulus lupulus (European hop) is the source of this 986-nucleotide messenger RNA. RefSeq lists its product as uncharacterized. The transcript has 7 exons. Bases 40 to 753 code for a protein of 237 amino acids. Lineage: Eukaryota; Viridiplantae; Streptophyta; Magnoliopsida; Rosales; Cannabaceae. The record is from RefSeq and is a predicted model, not a curated record.